GGAGAAGGAGGAGACAGCAGCAACCACAACUCGAGCUGAACUACUUGAGAGUGCACUGGCUGAAGCAGGCAGGACGAGAAAAGGAAGGAGGGCGCAAUUUGGAGAGCAGAGGCCGACAUGUCUCCUUUUCUCCGUAUUGGAUUGUCCAACUACGACAGUGGUCCCUAUCUGCCUUCCCAGGGAGAUGUGAUCGAUCCCUAUUGCGCCGUGAUAGUCAAGGAAGCAGUGGAGUCGGAGAACGGCCAAUCCUACGUUCAGAAGAAGCCCACCAUGUACCCACCUUGGAACAGCACUUUCGAUGCUCACAUCCACAGGGGGCGCGUAAUGCACAUCGUUGUGAAGGACAAGAGCGCAGAGAUGGUUGCAGAAACAACGGUGGAACUCAAUUUGGUUGCAGACAAGUGCAAAAGGAAGAACGGGAAAUCAGAAAUUUGGCUAGAACUGAAGCCACAAGGCAGAAUGUUAAUGAAUGCAAGAUACUUCCUGGAAACGACUGAUGAUCCAGAGUUUAUUGACUGUGAAAAGGAAGGGUUUUUCUCUCUGCACCAACGCAGAGGAGCCAUCAAGCAAGCCAAGAUCCACAAUGUCAAGUGUCACGAGUUCACUGCUACUUUCUUCCCCCAGCCCACGUUCUGUUCCGUUUGCCACGAGUUCGUCUGGGGUCUUAACAAGCAAGGUUACCAGUGCAGACAAUGCAAUGCUGCCAUUCACAAGAAGUGCAUUGACAAAGUAAUAGCAAAGUGUACGGGAUCAGCCAUCAAUAGCAGAGAAACUAUGUUCCACAAAGAGAGGUUUAAGAUUGACAUGCCCCACCGAUUUAAGGUCUACAAUUACAAAAGCCCAACGUUCUGCGAUCACUGUGGCACUCUGCUCUGGGGUCUGGCGCGGCAGGGUUUGAAAUGUGAUGCCUGUGCCAUGAACGUCCACCACAAGUGCCAAGCCAAAGUGGCAAACCUCUGCGGCAUCAACCAGAAGCUCAUGGCGGAAGCGCUGCAACUGAUUGAGAGCCGGCAACAGGCUAGAAGCUUGCGGGAGUCAGAGAAGAUCUUGAGAGAAGGACCUGUGGAAAUAGUCUUCCCUGACAAAGACCCGACGCCCACUGCUCCUCCCGUGCCAGCGCCUCCAGCAGGGAAAAAAGAGCCUCAGGGAGUUUCCUGGGAAUCCCCCGCAGAAGACGUCACGUGUCCGGAUUCUUCAGUGGAACUGGAACCAAGGAAAGACCUCCCUGCUGAGCUGCCGAAGUUUACCAUAGAUGAUUUUGUUUUGCACAAAAUGUUGGGGAAAGGAAGCUUUGGCAAGGUAUUCCUUGCUGAGCUGAAGGACACGAACCAGUUUUUUGCCAUGAAAGCUUUGAAGAAGGAGGUGGUGCUGAUGGACGAUGAUGUUGAAUGCACCAUGGUGGAAAGGCGGGUCCUCUCUCUGGCUUGGGAACACCCGUUCCUCACUCAUCUCUUCUGCACAUUCCAGACAAAGGAAAACCUCUUUUUUGUAAUGGAAUAUCUCAAUGGGGGUGACUUGAUGUUUCACAUCCAGAUCUGCCACAAGUUUGACAUUGGCAGAGCGAGGUUUUAUGCUGCUGAAAUCAUUUGUGGCUUGCAGUUCCUUCAUUCUCAAGGCAUCAUAUACAGAGACCUGAAGCUUGACAACGUUCUCCUAGACAAGGAAGGGCACAUCAAGAUUGCCGAUUUUGGGAUGUGCAAAGAGCACAUGGGAGGGGACGCCAAGACAAGCACGUUCUGUGGAACCCCCGAUUAUAUCGCACCAGAGAUUCUGCUGGGGCAGAAAUACAACACGUCCGUUGACUGGUGGUCCUUUGGGGUCCUUCUCUACGAGAUGCUGAUUGGUCAGUCUCCCUUCCAUGGUCAGGACGAAGAGGAACUCUUCCAGUCUAUCCGCAUGGACAGCCCGUUCUACCCUCGUUGGCUCGACAAGGACGCAAGGGACCUUCUUGUGAAGCGUUCUUUCGAUUUCCAGCUUUUUGUAAGAGAACCGGAAAGGAGAUUGGGAGCCAAGGGGAACAUCCGCCAACAUCCCUUUUUCCAAGAAAUCAACUGGGAAGCCAUUGAAGCGAGAGCAGUCGAACCCCCUUUCAAACCUAGAGUGAAAUCCCCUGGCGACUGCAGCAACUUCGACAAAGAAUUUCUGAACGAGAAACCCCGGCUGUCGUUAGGAGACCGGAGCCUCAUCAAUAGCAUGGACCAAAACAUGUUCCGAAGCUUUUCCUUUACCAACCCCAUCAUGGAAAAGUUCCUCUCCUGAGAGACAAACGCCCUGGGAUCAAGGUGGCUUCAAGAACAACAAAAACAACAACAACCAUAGCCUCCAAACUCCCAGCUGGCCAAAGUCAUGCUUCUCAUUGGACGACGGAGGUGGUGGCCUGGAUCCAAAGGUGCCCUUCUCCCGGUGGAAAGUCUCUUUUGCUAACAGAAGGGCUGCUUCCGACCUGGCAGAAGAGGAUUGCACGAGAGAGGUGACCCCAAAUUCCAGGGAAGUUCUAUCGUUUGAAGAAGCUCUCGCACAAGGUUUUGCACAAGCUCGGAGGCCAGGGCUGGAGGGCGACUUCAUUGGGCAGCACCUGAAGGCAUUCAACCAUCUUAGCCAGGGUAGGGCAGGCUGCACGGCCCACAUCACUGUAUCCUCCAGCAUCUGCUGCCAGUUACUGCCUGCCGCCUGAGGCAGCCGCCUCGCUCUGUCCGAUGGGAGCGCCGGCCCUGCUGGGAGACGGUGAUUUCCUCCCAAGCAAAUGGGCAGUGGCAACAGCUGCGAGGAGGAUGGGGAUAGCCUACACAGAGAGGAAGGCCCACUGAGAACAUCUCCCCCAAAGUCCCCUGGAACUGGCACCGCACAAGCUCUUUUCAAGACCACUAGGGUUUUUACAUGCCACGGCUGGCUAUCUUCUUCGUUCACUGUAUGACAAUUCAGCCCCUGACACACUGCACCAUGGUUUGACAGAACAGCACUCAUACAUUCUUGCCUCCUGCUCGCGGUUGUUUGGAUCUGAGCCACUGUGGUUUGCUGGAUGGUGUGGGUGUCCCAGGAGGAACACUUAAGAAGGGAAUAUCUGCGAUAACUUGGCGGCCUUUUACUCAGUUCCAUCGUUCUGCCCUGUGGUGGAGAACCUCUGGUCUUCAGACCUUAUAAGGCCCAACAGGGGUCCUAACUGGCCUGUGAGGAUGUUUUCUCCAAAACCACAUCCACUUGCCUCCCCCCCCCCCGAACACUGUACAUGGCAUCAGGCCAGAUGUAGACGAGUCUGCAAAGGAAGAAUGUGGAGCUUAAAGUGGGAUCCCCAUUAUUCCCUCCCAGGACCAAUCAGCUGAUCUUCACUGACAGGGAGCCCCACUGGGAUUGGCUGAGCCAGGGAGUAAGCCGUCAGGCGUGCCCUCAUUCAGCCAAUGGGGUGGCCAGCUUUGAUCAGCUGAUGAGUGCUGAGAGACAUUGUUUUGCAGCAGACAACUGGAUGCAGCAACUGGACUUUAAGGGUGAUGGCUGACAGUGCCAAUCAGCUGAGAGCCCUCAUUCUGAAGUCCCUUUGCAAGCAGAUUAUAUACGAACUGGACCUCAACAUGAGCCGCAUUGUAGCAAAUCCUCCACAUUUCCGUUAGUGUCCCGAUCUACCUCCUUGGUCCUUUCGAGAUCCUGCUGUGAUCCUGUGAGGCUUUUGCAAGAUCUCGGUCUCAUGGGUUCCACCUCAGAGGAUUGUCAAGUCUCUGUGUGGUUUUCCUCACCUGUGAGAGCUCCUUCAGCUGGUUAGGCUCUCUCUCCCUGUGGGACUCGUGCGAUAACUCAGCCCCGUUCGGCUUCAAGAGAUACUGUCUCUUUCUUGUUUGAUGCAGGCACUUUUCAAGGGUCAUAGGUCAGUGGCGGAGAGCAUGUGCUUUGCGUGGAGAAGGCCCCAAAUUCAAUCCCUGGCAUCUCCAGUUAAAAGGGUGGAGGUAACAGGAAAGACUCUUUCCUGUCAGGGACCUGGGAAGACAAAAAUAUAAGCAGAACCUGCUGGACAAGGACAGUGGGUCCAGGAUCCUGUUCUCGCAGUGGUCAACCAGAUGCAAGCCGGUUAUAAGCUGCCUUAUCUUUACUCCGUCCUUAGGCCCAUCCAGCUCUGACAAUGGCUCUCCAGGAUUUCAGACCAGGGUCUCUCCCAGAGCUACCAGGAUAUCAUAGAAUCAUAGCAUUUUUGAGCUGGAAGAGAUUCUGAGGGUCCUCUAGUCCAACUCCCUGCAAUGCAGGAAUCUCAGCUAAAGCAUCCAUGGCAGAUGGCCAUCCAGCCUCUGCUUUAAAACCUCCAAGGAAGGAGAGUCCACCACUUUCGGAGGGAGUCUAUUCCACCCUUGAACAGCUCUUACUGUUAGAAAAUUCUUCUUGAUGCCUUCUUUGAAGCCAUUGGUACAAGUCCUACCCUCCAGAGCAGGAGAAAACAAGCUGGCCCCAUCCUCCAUGUGACGGCCCUUUGAAAUAUUUGAAGAUGACUCGUACCUCCUCCCAGUCUACUCUUUUCUAACCUAAACAUAACCAGCUCCUUCAACUGUUCCUCAUAAGGCUUGGUUUCCAGACCCUUGAUCAUCUUGGUUGCCCUCCUCUGCACACCUUCCAGCUUGUCAACAUCCUUCUUAAAUUAUGGUGUCCAGAAUUGGAUACAGUAUUCCAAGUGUGGUCUGACCAAGGCAGAAUAGAGGAGUACUAUGACUUCCCUUGAUCUGGACACUAGACUUCUGUUGAUGCAACCUAGAAUAGCAUUAGCUUUUUUUGCUGCUGCGUCACCCUGUUGACUUAUGUUCAGCUUGUGGUUGACUAAAAUCCUUAGAUCCUUUUCACGUGUGCUACUGGCAAUCCAGGUGCAGCUGGUUCUUCCUGCGUAAGUGUAGAACCUUAAAUUUGUCCCUAUUGGAAUACAUCUUGCCCAGUUCUCCAAUCUGGUAAAAUCAUCUUGAAUCCCAAUUCUGUCUUCAGGGGUUGAACCUUGGAACCUUCUGCAUGCAAAGCAGAUGCCCAGCCACUGAAAUAUAGACCACUUACAUCAAAAGGUGACGUUCCCCAUCCUUCUUCACGUAAGUGUGUCUGGUGCGGUGGCAUAACUAAGACCACGAGUUCCAUGCCUGCUGUAUAUCUUGCCUUAGGCAUAACCUAACUUAUUACUCUGCCCAACAUCGGGUGUCCCAGCCUCCACUGAGAAGGACCCCACAAACAGCACACAAAUCUAUGUGGCCCAGCCUUCCCACUCCAGUCUUUGCAAAAAGCAGCUCUACUGUCUGCCCUGCCUAUCCUAAUGAUGGGUGUUUUGCUCAUAUGUACAUAGGACUUCUAGUGAUGCUCAUUCAAUGGGUCUCCAUAAUCUGUUGUUGGUUUUUUUUCCUCCGGUCAAUGGAAGAGCUCUCUAUGUGUGCAUAUUCCUUACGGUCGGGUUGAAGUGUUAUAAUUAGAUUUGUUAAUAAUAAUGGAUUUUUGAAAAACUGUUUGUGAUGUUUGUACAGGUAAAUAAAAUGUUGUCCACGGUAAUGGGAGCAAAUGUGUUUGUAGGGAGACUGUCAGGGUGUGUUGUGACUACUCUUGAGUAACGGCCGUACACAUGCUUGUCUUUCAGACGUUUUUAUUGGUGCACAUUAUUUACAGUGUAACGGAUUGCUCAUUUCAUGUCUACCCGCUCGAGUCAGAUUCCUGCACUACUCCCUUCCCAUUCGGGACCAGCAUAAAAGCCUCGGAACUGAGAAGCGCCUCCCUUUCCUCCUCCUUCUCAAUUCUGGCAUCGAGGGGACGGGUCUUCUGUCUGACCUAUUCCUGUCCACUCUUUCCGCCUCCCUCUCUUCCUGCCUAUGGAGCAGGGGCUCUUUGAUGUUACCAGAGCCCUGGCACUCCCUCUCCGUUUCCUGACUCACCCCUUCAGACCCCUUGCUCUCAUGACUGCUUGGAGACGGGCUGCUUCUGAUGAGGGGGGAGGGUUCUCUAUAAUCCCUCCCCCUUACAGAGACCAAAGCAGGUAAUGUAAUGGCUGCAAUGCGCUGUUCCGUAGUACAUUGCAUCAGAGCUGGCCUUAAGAGAUGUUCAUUUCUGAAAGCGGAAAGCAUGACAUGAAGUUUUAUGAUGAUCAUGAAACUUCUCACUUGUCCUCUUGCUCAUGAGGUGAUGAGGAAGGUUACCUCUUUCUCCCUUG
This is a messenger RNA of Zootoca vivipara (common lizard), 6148 nucleotides long. It is a transcript of the gene PRKCQ, whose product is annotated as protein kinase C theta. Lineage: Eukaryota; Metazoa; Chordata; Lepidosauria; Squamata; Lacertidae. Gene Ontology annotation, biological process: protein phosphorylation. The record is from RefSeq and is a predicted model, not a curated record. Gene Ontology annotation, molecular function: diacylglycerol-dependent serine/threonine kinase activity; ATP binding.